GCGCGGCGGUUCGGGGGCGAUGGCGGCGGGCGGCAGCCUGAGCCGUUCCGAGCGGAAGGCGGCGGCACGCGCCGAGAUCCUGCAGCAGGAGGAGCAGCGGGACCGCCGGAGACAGGUAUCCCGCAUCUGGAGGAAGCCGCCGGCGGAGCGGAGCCCCGAGGAGUGCCAGGUGCUGAGUGAGAGCGAAGACAUCGUCAGGGAGCUGGAGCGGCGCCGCAAGAGGCGCGAGCGGCUGCGCCGGCGGCAGGAGGAGGUGUGCGAUGAACCAGAGGAGCUGAAAAGAAAGGUGGCUGAGCUGGCAGCAGCUGUGCGCAGUGCCAGGCACCUUGUCAUCUACACUGGCGCUGGGAUCAGCACGGCAGCUUCGAUCCCAGACUACAGAGGCCCCAACGGCAUCUGGACACUGCUGCAGAAGGGCAGGAGCAUCAGGGCUGCAGACCUGAGUGAGGCAGAGCCCACACUCACUCACAUGAGCAUUGCCAGCCUGCACAAGCACAACCUGGUGCAGCAUGUGGUGUCUCAGAACUGUGAUGGGCUGCACCUGCGGAGCGGGUUACCCCGAGCUGCAAUAUCUGAGCUUCAUGGGAAUAUGUACAUAGAGGUCUGCACUUCCUGUAUACCCAACAGAGAGUACGUGCGAGUGUUUGAUGUGACGGAGCGCACAGCCCUGCACAGGCAUCACACGGGCAGGAUGUGCCACAAGUGUGGGGCACAGUUGAGAGAUACAAUCGUCCACUUUGGGGAGAAGGGGACAUUGAGACAGCCCCUGAACUGGGAAGCAGCAACAGAAGCUGCAAGCAAAGCAGAUGUGAUUCUUUGUCUGGGUUCCAGCUUAAAGGUUUUGAAAAAAUACCCACGGCUCUGGUGCAUGAGCAAGCCCCCCACACGUCGGCCCAAGCUGUAUAUUGUGAACCUGCAGUGGACCCCGAAGGACGACCUGGCCGCCCUGAAGCUGCACGGCCGCUGCGACGACGUGAUGCGGCUGCUGAUGGCGGAGCUGGGGCUGGAAAUCCCGCGCUACGACCGCUAUGACAUGGUGCACUAUGGCCACUCGAACCAGCUGCGCCAGGCGCGGGCCAUGGGCGAUUACCUGAUCGUUGGGGUCCACACGGAUGAGGAGAUUGCCAAGCACAAGGGUCCCCCCGUCUUUACACAGGAGGAGAGGUACAAAAUGGUGCAGGCCAUCAAGUGGGUGGAUGAGAUUGCUCCUGGAGCUCCUUAUGUCACCACGCUGGAAACCCUGGACAAGUACAGCUGUGACUUCUGUGUUCACGGGGAUGACAUCACCUUAACUAUCGAUGGCAAGGACACCUAUGAGGAAGUAAAGACAGCAGGGCGAUACAGGGAAUGCAAACGCACUCAAGGCGUGUCCACCACUGACCUUGUUGGCCGCAUGCUGCUCAUGACGAAGGCUCACCACAGCAACAUAGAUGAGGACCUAGACUAUCGGAAGCACACUGACAACUUUGGGAAGGGGCCCAAAGGUCACAGUCCCUGGACUGGCGUCUCACAGUUCCUGCAGACAUCCCAGAAGAUCAUCCAGUUUGCAUCAGGGAAGGAGCCGCAGCCAGGAGACACCAUCAUCUAUGUGGCUGGAGCCUUCGACCUGUUCCAUGUUGGUCACGUGGAUUUCCUGGAGAAGGUUCACCAGUUGGCAGAGAAACCCUAUAUCAUUGCUGGGUUGCAUUUCGAUCAGGAGGUGAAUCGCUACAAAGGGAAGAACUAUCCCAUCAUGAACAUCCAUGAGCGAACCCUCAGUGUCCUGGCCUGCAGGUAUGUCUCAGAGGUGGUGAUUGGAGCGCCCUACGCUGUCACUGCUGAUCUAUUGGAUCACUUCAGGGUAGCACUCGUUUGUCAUGGGAUGACUGAGGUGGUGCCAGACAAGGAUGGUUCUGAUCCAUAUGAGGAACCGAAGCAGCGCGGCAUUUUCCAGCUGGUGGACAGUGGCAGCAAUCUCACCACAGAUCUAAUUGUGCAAAGAAUCAUCAAGAACAGGCUGGAAUUCGAAGCUCGCAACCAGAAAAAAGAAGCAAAAGAGCUGGCUGUGCUGGAGGCCAUGAGAAGGCUGGAGGAGGAGAAGCACUAGGCUGCAGAGUGUGGAUGUGUGAGCCACAGUGCUGUAACUUCAGCCUGUGGUAGAGCAACUGCUCUUUAGGAAAGGACCCCUGAAGGGGGGCAGCACUGCUGGCAUGCAGGACAUGCUGUCCUACCCUCUGCUGUCCUAGCUCCUCCUGCACUAAUUAUGCAGACAUAACGAGUUGGGAUUCCGCUGCCUAGUUUUAUCUCUGUUAAUCAGUCCCUGUCCCUUUACCCAGGAGGAGAUUUGACAAAAAAAAAAAAAAAAAAAGUUUUUAAUUAUAACUAAUGUUUUAACAUAUUGAUGUGCUUUUACCUUCUGCCAUUUCUGGCUCUUAGUUGGAGGGAAGUGGAGGAGCUGCCCAUGCCCCCUUGCCCUGCCUGACUGCCAGGUCAUCUGUCCUGACCGGGGUCUGCAUUCCAGAGCAGCCCCUUGGGCAGAGGUGCGGGUGGCUGGACACAGUGAGAGCAGCCCUGGCGACAAGACAGGGCUCAUGUGGUUCCUCCUGCAGCUUUUGCUUAGGAACAAGGGGCUGGCUGCCAGAGAGGGUGCUGGGCUCUGGGAUUCACUGUGCUGCCUCUUCUCAGCUCCUGCCCCUGCACAGACCCAGAGCUCUGGGUUGAGCUGGGUAAAUCCGUUGCUACCCCAGCGACAGGCUGCAAGGUGGCAGCUGCUGAAGAGGCAGGUGGUGCCAGGAUGCUGGGUCAAGGCAUUCCUCCACGAGGCAUAGGGAUCCUGGGGCCUUUUCCCAAAGGCUCUUCGAUUUGUGAGGCAGCAGGACCCGAUGCCGUGUGUGGAUUGUGCUCAGAGCCCCACUUGCUGCUGCUGCCAGAGCCCACCUUGUGCCCAAUGACUUACCUGAGGGCAGGACCUGGCCAGUUUUAGGGUUUUCUGAUGGCUGACAUGCAGCAUGCCUGCUUCUAAGGGGAGGUGCAGGGCUGGGAGAAUGAGUCCUAAGCUGUGAGCGCCUUUUGCCUCUUACAUUCCAGGAUACUGUGGUGGGUAUCCUGAGCAGCUCACUGCACUGUGCCAGGCUGGUGUCUGGUGUCCUCUCUCUUGUAAAUUUCUGUUGCUGAUCAUUAAUAAAAUGUUGAAGAGUU
Molecule: messenger RNA, 3177 nt
Organism: Hirundo rustica (Barn swallow)
Lineage: Eukaryota; Metazoa; Chordata; Aves; Passeriformes; Hirundinidae
Product: ethanolamine-phosphate cytidylyltransferase
Exons: 21
Coding region: 20-2086 (688 amino acids)
Biological process (GO): phosphatidylethanolamine biosynthetic process
Cellular component (GO): cytoplasm
Molecular function (GO): NAD+ binding; ethanolamine-phosphate cytidylyltransferase activity
Source: RefSeq, a predicted model, not a curated record